This is a messenger RNA of Chrysemys picta bellii (western painted turtle), 7357 nucleotides long. The record is from RefSeq and is a predicted model, not a curated record. Lineage: Eukaryota; Metazoa; Chordata; Testudines; Emydidae.
GACCAGAUCAGUGAGAUGAUUGGAGGCUGUAAGAUCAAAGCUCUGAGGGCAAAGACCAACACCUACAUCAAGACCCCGGUGCGUGGCGAGGAGCCAGUCUUCAUGGUGACAGGGCGGCGGGAAGACGUAGCCAUGGCUAGGCGGGAGAUCAUCUCGGCAGCUGAGCACUUCUCCAUGAUCCGGGCCUCCCGCAACAAGGCCGGCACCACCUUUGGCAGCGCCCCUACCCUGCCCGGCCAAGUCACCAUCCGGGUCCGUGUACCCUAUCGUGUGGUGGGCUUGGUAGUGGGUCCCAAAGGGGCCACCAUCAAGCGGAUCCAGCAGCAAACCAAUACCUACAUCAUCACACCCAGCCGGGACCGGGACCCCGUCUUUGAGAUCACAGGAGCACCCGGCAACGUGGAGCGGGCCCGGGAGGAGAUUGAGACCCACAUCGCAGUGAGGACGGGCAAGAUCCUGGAAUACAACAAUGAGAAUGACUUCCUGUCCAGCAGCCCUGACUCGGGCAUGGAGAACCGAUACUCAGAGGCGUGGCGGGUCCACACGCCUGCCCCAGGCUGCAAGCCCCUCUCCACCUUCCGACAGAACAGCCUUGGGUGCAUCGGUGACUGCUCUGUGGACCCGGUCUACGAGACACCCCGACUGAACGACCAAAAUGACUUCAAUUAUGGUUACCUCUUUCCUAACUAUGGUGUGAACAAACAAGAUCUCUAUUAUGGGGUGCCAGAAUCUGGUGCCCCCAUGUGGGCCGGGCAGGAAAACACCAACCCCGUCUCAGUGCUCUUCUCUAAGCAGCAACGAUCCGGCAGCACCGGCGCCGUCCAUCCUAACUCGCAUCGCUCCCCAUCCUCUUCUAUCCAAGAGCCUAACCUCUCUGGGCUCCCCAGAAGGUCUCCAGGGGAACCACUGCAAGGAUUUUCCAAGCUGGGAGCCAACACCACCGCCCGGACAUCCAUCUCCAGCAGCCGGGAGUGCAUGGUGUGUUUUGAAAGUGAAGUGACGGCCGCCCUGGUGCCAUGCGGCCAUAACCUCUUCUGCAUGGAGUGCGCUGUGCGGAUCUGCGAGAGGACCGACCCGGAGUGCCCGGUUUGCCAUGCUGCAGCCACUCAGGCUAUUAGAAUAUUUUCUUAAAGAGACAGGACGGGGUGGUGGGGGGAAGUGGGGACCGAAAUGGGGAGGGGGUGGGAGUCCAAUAAAAAGAUAAUGAUGAUGAUAAUAAUUAAUGACAUCUGAAGAAUAAACAAAUGAAUGAAAGAAUAAAAUAAUUAAUUUAAAGAAGAAGAAAAAAGAAAUUAUUUUACGAGCAAUGUACAUUAUUUUUUAAAAAAAGAAGUGAAUAAUAAUAAAUUAAAAUGAAUAGAAAAGCCAGAAAUUUUGAAGGGCAAACGAUGCUCCAGCCUACGAUGUCUUUUUAAAACAAGUACUCUGAACGCACACUUGGAUCUCGGAAGCAAAGCGGUUUAGUUAAUUUUUUUUUUUUUGUGGCGAGACAGGACUCACAGCUCUUCUGCAUUGACCAAGCUUGGUCAUCUUUAUUUGACCGAGACACCAGGGGCACGUGGAAAAUGAGGGGCUUCCCCAACAGCUCUUCCUUCCCCACCAACACUCCCUCUUUUAACUUGGUCUGCAGCUGCCCCCCGCCCCCUCCCGGGGACAUCAAACCAACUGGCAGAGGAGAGCUCGGAAAGAAACAAACAGAAAGAAAAGAAAACAGAUGGCAAAGGGGGGAAAAAGAAAGAAAAAAAACAUCAACCUCUGGGAACCUGUUAGAACGAGGGCACAACUCUAUUACCUCAAAGAUUUUAAAAAAUACAAACAAAAAAAAAAAACCACAAAACAGCAGCUAAAGAACUUUUAUUGUUUUCCUUUUUUUCUAAAAAAAAGAACAUUGAAAAAACAAAUAAAAAUGACGCCGGUGAAACUGAAGAAGGUUUGGAAGAACCUGUAGGAGUCACACUGGGUGCUUAGCAUUUAUUUUAUUAUUCUGAGCCACCGCGGAGUUUGGAACUCUGUUUGUUUUUUUUGUUUUUUUAAAAUCCAAACUGGGAUUUGUUCAUCAGUUGAAUCAGGAGUCACUAACAGGGUAUUUCAAAACCAGUCUUGAGUUCCCAUCCAAGGGCAAGGAUUGACUUCCAUGUUUCCAUAGUUCACUCUUCUUUGCUUUUUCCAAGUGAUGCCAGCUGCAGCUCUACACACAGCUCUACACACACACACACACACACACAGCAUUGUUUUUUUCUAAAGUACACACACACACACGCUAACAUUCUUUUCUUUUACUUAAAAAAAGUAUACCGCACCAAAACCUAAGAAAGACGAUCAUGCAAUACAGGCGAUGAGCCCAUUUGAAACCAACAUGCAUCCCGACAGAAAGCAAAAAAAAAUGAGUUUAUAUAUAUAAUUUUGUCGUCGUCGUUGUUUUUAAACUGGACCAAAACUUUUGUUACCCAAAACCAAGUGGAAAAUUUAAAAAAAAAAAAGGAAGAAGAAAAUAUUUCUUUAUGGACCAAAACCUCUUCAACUGUCCUUAACCUGGAUCUUCCGGAGGUUGCCACUUUUAUAUAUUAUAUUUUUUUCAGAACAAAACAAAAAAUAAAUAAAUGAAUUGCCUUGUUGAACAUCCUUUUAAUCGUUUGAAGACUCCUGGUUUUGUUAAAUCAGAUACUUUUUAAACUGUUGGGAAGUGGGAGAGACGGGCUUCGAAUCUGGCCUCGACGCCAAUCACAAUCCAGCAUCUUAACGUGAUCAGGUUUGUUCAACCAGUACCUGGAUGCCAAAUUGCCAUGGUGGCAAAGUUACAUGUGUUGGAUUAACCUACCAAGUACCAAUAUAUAUAUAUAUAUUUACCCCCACCCCAUUCUCUUCCUACCCCCAAAUUACUUCUACUCACGAAUCCUGGACCCUGAUUUAGAACUGUGGACCAACGAGCUUAGCAACUUGGGAGAGACAGUUCUGCAGCCAAAAAGUAAAUAAAUAAAAAUAGCCAGAGAUGUUCUUUGAUUUACAGGAGACUUUAAUUUCAUCGUAAUGUGCUUCCUGGGACUAUCCCCUCUUCCUCUUGGUUCCUUGCCACUCGACCCCAACUGAGCCCCUUUACAAUUGGUUCAAGACAUCCUUCGGUCACAUACAGGGGGUGGAUUGCUGAUACUGAGGCAGGCCUCUGUUUGGACUCUAGGCUCGGAAAAGGUCCAUGUAUGAUCUUCAGAUGUGAGGUGGAGGGGCGUGAAAUUUUGUACUUAUAACACUUUGCAUUGAUGGUGGAUUGUUAUACAGGGCAGGGGAUAGACGGCGGUAGGAGGUUGUGCUCCUAGCUUCUGCAGCGGAUGCUGAUAGAAAAUGUUGUACAAAAGGGGACACUGUCAUGUCAAAGUUAUGACCCCUCUUCUUCCCCUCACAGCUUUAACAAACCUUAAGUAGCCUAAUUCUCCAUUGCCCUGCACCUUCUGCAGCCAUUUAUACCACUGCAAAGAAGGGGGCAAACUGCUACCAAAUCAUUUCCAUAGCAUUUUAGACCCACUUGCUCGUGUCGUCGUUUACUCCAGUGCUGCAGGGCAAUGGCGAAUUGGGCUAGUUGCCUUCCAUAGGAGCAAGAGGCUAGUACCACUCAAAUCUUGAGGGCUUAUAUGGUGGUGCAUGGGAUUCGGGCUGUCUCCAAUGUGCAGCAGUGAGAUCCCCUCCCAGCCACUUCAAUGGAAACACGGCCUCAGUGAAAACUUGAGGAUCUGUCCUGUUCUGACCACGUCCUUUUCAGAAAGGGUCCAGUUAUUAUUUGAAAUCUAGAUUUGUUUCGAUCCCAAUAGAAGAGAAGGAAAGGUAAAAAAUAAGUUUUUCUUUUUGGGGAGUAACCUCCACAAUUCUGUUCCUCUUUGCGCAGACCUUUCCUACUGAUGUCAGGAGAGUGGUUGGGGGGAAAAGCGAGUUGGAAAUCAGACCACCCUUCCAAAGGGGCGUUCAGAAAUAUCUGUGUUGGUAACGGAUGGGAUUACAACGCAACAGCCGGUGCUUCCCUGGCUGCGUCCCAUGGGGCCAAUAUCUUAGUUGAGUGACUAGUCAUUAUUGGCUAAGUGAAGUCUGUUCGUGGUAAUGUGAGCGAGUUUUUGAUCAAUGUUUUUCUUUGAUGCCAGGUUGUGAAGAGCUUUGGGUGGGGUGGGAUGGGGUAGGGUGGGAAGAUACCUGGACUGGGGACCUGGGUGGGAUGGGGGCCAUAUUCUAGCACUGACCCUAGGGAAUGGUGGGGAGGAAGGUAUGAGAGCUUAGAUUCUCUCCCUCCCCUUCAUGAAGUAAAAUGAUAUAAAAGCCUCCUGCAUGCUGAAAAUGUUAGAAAAACCUUUCUAAAGAAAACAAAAAAAAAUAUCUAACCCAAACAACUAUCCAAGGUUGCCGAUCGGAACCAGGAGGGGAAGCCAUCCGUAUGGCCAGUAGGCAGCCUGUCCAUAUCUCCAUGGACUGGGCAUUCCCACUCCAGCUUCCAAGUUGGCCUUUAAUGAAAUCUUUAGUUCCAAUAACCUUUAUAUAUAUAUAUAUAUAUAUAUACACACACAUAUACAUAUAUAUUAAAAGAAAGCUUGAUGUAGCAGUUCUAGUUUAUACAGAGUAGCAGUAUUGCGACCUGUUUUAUUUUGUUCUCCCUUCCUUGCCCCUCUUCUCCCUCCCCAUAUUUUGAUGUAGCAACUUCAGAAGAAAACAGGCUGCAGGUGCACCAAGAGCUACCUCUGGUCUGAGAGGGGGCUAUACGUUGGGGGGGAGGGAGGCACAGGGGGCCUAAAUCCUCUUGAACGCCUGUAGGGGGCAUCCAACUGAUUGAAUGCCCCAGGCCCCGUCUCUUAGUAGCUCGCCAGGACCCCAACGUGCGGCGGAGCAUAAAUUUGAAUAACUCCUUAUUUUCUUUUUAAAUAUAUGUAUAUAUAUUAAAAAAAAUCUUUAAAAAAAAAACCCACAAAAAAAUAAAAAAAAUCAACCACACAAAAAAUGCCCAUGACCUUAACUAUUUGCUCUGACUUAUACCUUCCUGGAUAGGUGACUAGAAAUGGCUUGUUGGUCCAAUUCACCAGCAGUGAGGAUAAAAGAAAGAAAUGCCCCCUCUCCAGUCUAAUCUGUCUGUACUGGGUUUUAGUUGCUAACUUACACUCCGUGUAAAUCUGAGUGGGUGUAUUUGCGGUGAGGGGUAAGAUACUGGGUGACCCAUCUUGCAAUUGUUACACCCGUGCAAAUGUCUUUAGUUUAGACAAAUCCUUAGUGUCUCCACCUCGCAGUCAUGGGAGAAGGGACGUAUUUUAAGACUCCAUGAGGCACUAUUUGGGGUGCUAAAUUUAUGGGGAUCUCCCUUCCCCCUUCCCUCCCCUAAAACAUCCCUAGUGGAAAGAGGGCAAUGUUGGACUGAAAUGGAACCCAGCAAAUGGGACCAGUAUCGGGUCUCAUUUGAGUUGUUCCACCCUCUCCCCACCUCAGGGUUUAAGAACAAAAGGAAUGCUCAGUGGGAACUGGAUCAGUCCCCAGUCCUGCAAACACUUGCACUUCGCUGUCAUGAGUCAUCCUGUUGUAAUCAAUUAGGCUACUAGUAAUAGUAAAGUUACACAUGUGCCUAAGUAUUUGCAGGAUCGGGGCCUUAGAGGGUAGGUCUCUACUAAUGCUGCUGCAGCUCUACUUCUUGGCGCUGCUGGACAGGCUAGAGGUGGGUUGUAACGUCAGCAUCGGGCGAUACUAGAUUCCAAUGGGCUCCUGGGAGAAAUGGAGCAGGUGGGGGCUUGACCCUAUAGAACAGCAGUGACCAUAUAGAACACCUAGGGAGUCGCAUGAGGGGCUUGAUCCUGUCAAGGUGCUCAGCGGUGCAGGCACGUGUUUAAGUGCUUUGCGGGGCAAGGGGCAGAUUGCACAGCAGAGGGCAGGACAGAGCCCUCGUUGUGUGUUAGCGGCCAGGCCUGCGGGGUGAUGGAGUCAAUAGGAGGUGAGAUGGCUCCGAUACCAUGCUGAUGGACGCGCUCCCAAAGAACUAGAUCGAUUAGAUGCAUAGGUGGAUGGGGAGAAAGGGACAUCUCUGGUACAUGGGACCUGACUUAUGCAAAUAGUCCUUAACUCAUACGAGUAGUGACAUUAACGUCAAUUGGGACUUGAGAGUGCUGAGCCCUUUCUCCUGAAGCGCUCAGGACCUGGCAGGAUUGGCCCUUAGGAGUCUGAGUGGAUAGAGAAAACAGGGACAUAUCUGGUACCCAAUUCAGCAGAGCCUUGGGACUUAAGCACAUGCUUUGUUGAACAGGAAUGGAUUUAAGCCUGUGCUUAAAGAUAAGCACACGCUUAAGUGCUUUGCCUAAUCCUGCAAUCUUUACUCACCAAGCCACCUUCAACAACUAGUCCUGAUGGGCGAGUAAAGAUUUUCAGGACCGGAGGGGAGAUCCCUUGGUGUUGUAUAUGGUACUGCAAGGUUUUGGCACAAAUCACCCCUUGAUGGUGGACUGUGACACUAGAAGAUGGGGGCUGUGACAGGAUGUUCAGAGGAGGGGUUAAUUCAUUAAUAACAUCUGCUUUGCCUGUGAAAGGAGACACAAAUAUGCUAUGUCUUUGGCCAUUAUUUUAGAGGUAUCGGGGAGGGGUUGUGGGGGUGGGGGGGAUGACUUGGGGAGGAGGGAUGAUAAAUGUAACAAAGGGGCAGGGAGGGAUAUAAAAUAUACUGUGAUAUCCUCAUCAUCAUAAAUUAUAUAGAGAAUAGUAUGUAUUAUAAUACAUAAAAUUAAAAAAAGAACCAAAAUUGGAUUUAUAUUUAAUGAGGAGAUACUAUAAGAAUAUCUUGUCCUAGCUCCCAUUCGCAAACAUAUUUUUCAGCUGGAGGGAUAUCUAUUCUUUUUUCUCUUUUCUUUCUUUUUUUUUAAAUCUCCAUACAUGCAAAGGCUAAGACUGUUAACAUUCAGAACCUCUUAAAUCGCAAAUAUUCAACUUGCUUAUUUGGUGUUUGACUUUUUAUUUCGGUUCGUUUACAGGCGUUUUUUAAAAAUAAAAAGAGAGAGAGAAAGAGGAGGAAAAAUAAGAUUUAAAAAUUAGAACAUUUCUUUAUAAUUUAAUAUUCUAUUUUAAUAAAUGCAUUUAUUACAUGUAAAUGUAGCAAGGAACUGGGCUAAUAAAAAUACUUUUUAUUAGGUAAUUUAUUAUAAGAAAAAAAAAGGAUAUUUUAUUUUAUGAUAAAGUGAUCCUUAAAAAGUUUAGAAGGGUUAGAAUAUAUGUAGGUUAAAAAAAUACAUUUGUAUCCAGAGUAUUGCUUAAAAAGUGUUUUUAAUAUAUGUUUCUUUUUUGUGUGUGCGUGUGUGUAUGUAAAAGGUGAUAGUUACCGUGCAAAUGGCCCUUCCCUGAAAUAAAAAAGUUACACAAA